Molecule: messenger RNA, 1959 nt
Organism: Schizophyllum commune H4-8
Lineage: Eukaryota; Fungi; Basidiomycota; Agaricomycetes; Agaricales; Schizophyllaceae
Exons: 2
Coding region: 26-1726 (566 amino acids)
Molecular function (GO): protein binding
Source: RefSeq, a predicted model, not a curated record
CGGCUGGUGGUCUUCUCACGGUCAUAUGCCCUCCGAUACCUUCUCAUCUGUAUCCGAAAGCUGCCAGCGUGUUCUGCAGUCACCUUUGACGCGUUACGAACGCGUAGACGACAAGUUACGCGCAGGUUACUUCCCCGAUCCCGAUGAGAUCGAGAGGUACAACGCUUUACUUCCCACCAUUGGUGAAGAUCUGCGAGACGCCGAAGCCGCAAUAGCGCAGGUCCGACAUGAACUCUACCUGCUUUUGCGAGAACACGACAAGCUGUCCGUUCGCCAAGCGUCGUAUGCAACGAUUCCAGGAAAUAUGCGGAAUCUACCUCCUGGGCUACUAGAAGAUACUUCUCCGGGCCAGCAGGCGCUUGUGGCUGACAUGCGCCUCUUGGAGGACAGAAUCGAGUCUCUAACGACUGCGAUGGACCAGCUGGAAGCCCGUCAGGCCACAUUGCAGCGUCUGCAAGAAUGUUAUCAUGCAUAUACAGCGCCCAUACGUCGUCUACCACCUGAGAUUCUUCAGGACAUCUUCUCAAUCGGUCGCUCGUUCUUCAGCUGGACUUCGUACAGCGCAGCGACAUAUAUCGACACCGCAGCCACUGUCUGCCGACACUGGCGCGACGUAAUCAUGGCAAUGCCCUCGCUGCAUACCUGGAUUGUGCUACUGCCCGGUCAGCUCAGCAACGUCCCGCGCCAACUGCAAUAUUCCUCCAAGUUGCCGUUGAGAAUAUACAUCGGACACUUCACCAAGGCAUCGGACGUGAAUCCGGCCCUCGUCUUGCUUGCUUCGCACAGUAAACGCUGGGAACGCCUUCGGAUUGACAAUGCGCGUGCCAUCGUCGCCUCCCUGGCACCUCGCAUGCGUGACGCGCCCGUUGCCCUCACCACUCUGACGCUGCAUGGUUCCACGGUGGACCCGUACCAUACGCAUUGGGUUAACAUGGCAUUCUCUGGCGCAAAGCAGCUGAAGCAUGUAACCAUCCAUCACCUCAACAACAGGAUGGCUUGCGUACCCGAUACCGUGCGCAGCUUGAAGACCCAGAUAUGCAGUACGCGCAGCGUGCUCGAUGUGCUGAAGCGGUGCAGCAAACUGCGAAAGCUAGAGUCCGAUGUUACCCUGGAUGAUCUGCCACCGAAUGCAAAGGAUGAGGAAGACGUGUCGCCUAUCGUCACUCCCAGCCUCCGCACAGUACAGCUUGGCAGCGGGGAAGAAAUGGAGACGGAAGAUAAACUCCUCUCCCGCGUUACGCUACCAGCCCUGCGCACGCUCUCCCUGACAUGUCAUACCGUCGGAAGUGCGCUUUACGGCCUAUUCCACCGGUCCAUGGCGCCCUUGCGCGACCUCACGAUCUCCGCGCACACUGUCGACGAGGAGAGCCUCGCGCAGGCCUUCCCCUUCAUCCCCGCGCUCCGCAAACUCAAGCUCACCGUCCAUCACCUUCGCACGGACAAGCUCAUCCGCGCCCUUCAGAUUCGUCCUCAGACCGUCCCGCCGUGCCCCAACCUCGUCGACCUAGUGAUUUGGACAGUAGGCGCGGUGCGACCGGUGCAGCCUGACGUGCUCGCGGAUGUGCUGGAAUCGCGCGUGGCGACCGCGAUGGUGCAGAUCGAUGAGCCGCGUGUCGCUGGCCUAAGGCUGGUGCGGCUGCGUCGCAUCAUCCCCAUCCACACUGUCGUCCCCGCUCGCUUGAAAGCGCUCGAAGAGCAGGGGAUGACGCUGACCAUUGACGUCUGACGGUCUCGAGCUAUGGUUGGAACCGUCUCGGAAGUACGAAGCAUCUGUACUUGCAUUGGUCGUGUACAAAUUAAUAUAUCCAUCACAUAAGAUGUCUAGUACACUGGCCGCCUGCGGUAACCCCGAUGAUAAUCGAAAUUGUCCUCAAACGACGCGAGCGUGCAUCUCCAAGCAGCAACGCACGGUGGCUCGCUCCCUGCAGGCAGCGGGUAGAGCUUGGCGGUCACCACGAC